Molecule: messenger RNA, 1434 nt
Organism: Triplophysa dalaica
Lineage: Eukaryota; Metazoa; Chordata; Actinopteri; Cypriniformes; Nemacheilidae
Gene: cldn8.1
Product: claudin 8.1
Exons: 1
Coding region: 157-1002 (281 amino acids)
Biological process (GO): bicellular tight junction assembly; cell adhesion
Cellular component (GO): plasma membrane; bicellular tight junction
Molecular function (GO): structural molecule activity
Source: RefSeq, a predicted model, not a curated record
UCCCUCCCUCCGCACCUGAGGGUGGAGGCUGGGAACAGGUGAACACCUAUCAGCUCCAUUUCCAGUGGGAUGCAAAACCGUGCUGGGCGUUGCUUGCGCUGCAAAGCUCACUGACCUUCUCUUGCGUAGCUCGCUGACAUUCGGAGAGCAGGAGUCAUGGCUAGCGGCGCUCUGGAGAUCGUGGCAAUGUGCGUGUCCCUCAUAGGACUCAUCGGGGUGGCGGCCAGCACCGGAAUGCCCAUGUGGCGCGUGACGGCUUUCAUCGGCGAGAACAUCAUCGUGAUGGAGACAAGGUACGAGGGCUUGUGGAUGAACUGCUAUAGGCAGGCGAACAUCCGUAUGCAGUGUAAAGUGUACGACUCGCUGCUGGCGCUGCCCCCUGACCUCCAGGCUGCACGUGGGCUCAUGUGCUGCUCCCUGGCUCUGACCGGUCUGGGUUUAGUGAUCUCAAUCGCCGGUAUGCAGUGCACGGCGUGCAUCCAAGGGAACGACAGAGCCAAGCGUAUGGUCCUUCUCGUGGCGGGAUGCAUGAUUCUCAUGGCCUGCCUCUGUUGCAUCGUUCCCGUCUCCUGGACGGGUCACGUGAUCAUUCAGGACUUCUAUAACCCUUUGCUCAUCGACGCCCAACGAAGGGAGCUCGGAGAGGCUCUUUAUAUCGGCUGGGUGUCGUCCGCCUUCCUGUUCGUCGGUGGAUGCAUAUUCACCUGUUGUACCUCAUCUUCAGACAAGGGCCCGGAUCAGAGGUACUCGUACAACAGACAAGCCGCCCCCUACGUGGCCUAUCAGCCUCAGCCUGUGAGCUUUCAUCCUCAGCCACGGUCCUUGUACGGCCAUCCUUCUGGUCCACCAUCAUUUAUUCAGCAACCGUCUUAUGAAACGUCCAGACAGCAGUCGUUCAUACAGCCUUCAAGACAGCCGUCGUUCAUACAGACAUCGAGACAGCAGUCGUUCAUGCAGCCCUCCAGACAUCCAUCUGCCCGCAGCGCUGUCGCGUACCUCUAAGGACAUUAUUUUGCAUUUGUGUUUGGACUGUCGUCUGUGUUAAAGUGAAACGAAAAGACUCUGGACUUGUAAACAAGUGGUUUUGAUAACGAAAGCUCCCAAAAUAACAUUUCUUUUGAUAUAAUAAUGUUAGUGUAGAUUGCACUCUAUUUCACAUUUCUAGACAGAAUUGAAAUGCUCUUCGUAUUUUUUGAUUUUUAAAGAUGUUAUUUGGCGAACUGUGACUGUAAAUAAUGGCGUUAAAGAGUUGUUUUAAAGAUAUGUAUCCGUUUAUAUGAUUCAUACCUCAGGCUCUGGAAAUGUUGUGUUAUGGGAAAGCAGACUAAACUAGAAACUAGGCAUGAAAAUGUUUAUGUUUCUGAGAACAAUACUGACUAAAACAAAAGUGAUAUGAGUCAAUAAACCUAUUUGAUAUUCCUUUCUCUUUUUAAA